This is a messenger RNA of Mucor velutinosus, 972 nucleotides long. RefSeq names its product rRNA-processing protein bfr2 (gene BFR2). The coding region runs from base 1 to 972 and encodes 323 amino acids. The transcript is spliced from 3 exons. The record is from RefSeq and is a predicted model, not a curated record. NCBI's taxonomy places the organism in Eukaryota, Fungi, Mucoromycota, Mucoromycetes, Mucorales, Mucoraceae.
AUGAGCUCCCAACAAAACGACACACCCAUCGACAAUGAGCUUUUCAGAUUCUACAGCCAGUACAAGCUAUGCAAGAUUGAGAAGAGCAAGGACCUCAGUGAAUCAGAGAAGGCGGCUAUCAUCAGCAUCCUCAAAAGUUUUCAAUUUGUCGAUGGAAGUAAAUUGUACACCAUCUUGAGUAAUUGCGAAUUAUGGCUCAUUGUACAUCUUGUAGACAUACUACAGUCAAUCUGGAAUGAAGCUUUUGAGCACGCAUCUGAGAACAGCUGCUUUCCUGUUGGCAAGAAAGCUGACAUUGUCUAUGAUGGCCCAAGCAAUGUUAACAAGAAAAGCGCAAAUAGCAUGGCAAACGUGAUUGAUUUGACUCUGGAUGGAGAAAGUAGUAGCAAAAGCACCCCAAAGACUCCUUGUUCAGAAUUAGCUCACAGAGCCUUGAGCACAAGGGAAUCCAGUGAUGGCAGUUCUGAUUUCGAGCCGUAUGACUUGAUCCCUGACAGUAGCUCUUUCAGUCGCAUGAGAGAGUACUCCUCUUUCAAGGAACUCAAAGAAAAGGGGUGUGCCGAAGAAGUAGCUAUGCAAGGCAUUUUGCCAGGAGAAGCAUUCAUACGGGCGAGAAACGUAUUACGACAUGUUGAAGAAAGCAAGCGUACGCUCUGUGAUAGAAUAAAGGCUGUGAAUGAUAGCUUUGACAUCCAAAAUCCAUUUCCUACUGAUACAUCCGUUUAUGGCCCUAGCCAAACCGAGAUAUUCAAGAUCAAUAAACAUUUCGUCCGUAAAAGCCGUUUGAGCCAGUCUCAAGAACACCUUGCUGCCUACAAGAUUGGUAAACUCAUUCAAAGAGAUAGAAGGCUAUUCUCGCUCGACAUUGUUUACAGAAAUAUGAAGCGAUAUUAUCAGGGUUUGAUCAAAAAAAUACAGUUCUACUCUCGCUCCCAACAACAGGACUUUGUCUACUUUGGCAAAUAUUGUUAA